GAAGGACUAGCAACCUGUCCAGAGUCCCUGCAGGACAGGAACAGGAGGGGAAAUCUCAGCAUGGAAAAGCUCUGCACUGAGAACGAAGGGAAGCAGGAAAGCGGGGGAAAGCCCGAAGAUGAAGUGGAGCCUGAAGAUGGAGACAAGUCUGAGGAGGACGAAAUGCCGCACAUAAAGAGGAACCCAGAACACCGCAAGCGCCAGGAUGAGGGACAGGCAGAGGAUGGGGGACAGUCAGAAGAGGAGGGAAAGCAGAAGCAGCAGGGCAAGUCGGAGGAUGAGGGAAACGCGCACGGGGAGGGCGAGCCCGAAGCCCAGGGCCAGCCCGAGGGUGCGCUGCGGGCUGCUGAGAAGCGCCCGGCCGAGGAUUACGUGCCCCGGAAAGCCAAAAGGAAAACGGACAGGGGGACGGAGGAUUCCCCCAAGGACUGUCAGGAGAACGUGCAGGAGAGGCCUGCGGGCGGUGAGGAGGUGAUGAGAGAAUGUGGAGAUGUGUCCCGGGCUCAGGAAGAGCUGAGGAAAAAGCAGAAAACGGGGGGCUUUCAUUGGAUGCAAAGAGAUGUGCAGGAUCCUUUUGCCCAAGGGGCCAACGGGGUGUCAGGGGAGUGCGGGGCGGAGGUAGGGGCCAAAGGGGCUUACAUGAUAUCCCCUAUCUUUAAUACCUUUGGCUUCGAUUCUGGUGUCGCUAAUGAGAAUAUUGCUGACCCCGCUUGCCCUGGCAGGCAUUUGCCAGGCUAUGUGCUUUAACCUCGUGCUGAUCCUUCGCGUUAGGUGUCACUCUUGUUACCAGCAGCCUUCUGACCCAGCUAGAGUGCUCUAUCAGUAGGGGAGUUUUCACCCAUGUGCAUGGAAGAGAUGUUCAUGGUGCAUUGUAAAAUAAUAAAAAAGGACAGUUUUCAGAACCGCAUAUAUAGCAUCUGCCCAUUUUUGUAAAAAUGGAUUCUGCAUAAUGUGUGAGUACAAUUACCUGAUGAGUAUGUAUCUCCAUGUUUCCCUCUACAGACGUGUCCACCCCCUUCUCUUCCCUACUUGUACCAGUAUCAGUAGACACUGCUGUCCCUUCCCCCCAAUCCUCUAGUGUCCUGUGGGUCCCACCAUGUGUGAUUCUUUUUUUUUUUUUUUGAAGAUUUAUUUAUUUUUGUAC
Molecule: messenger RNA, 1144 nt
Organism: Talpa occidentalis (Iberian mole)
Lineage: Eukaryota; Metazoa; Chordata; Mammalia; Eulipotyphla; Talpidae
Gene: TCEAL3
Product: transcription elongation factor A like 3
Source: RefSeq, a predicted model, not a curated record